AUGUUGGAAGGUUGUCGAGUGGGUGGAGAGAUCAGGAUGCAAUGUUUGUGUAGAGCACUCGCAAUGAUCAUGUGCCGGUGCCGGUGCCAGUGCCAGUGCCGGUGCCAGGCGGUGAGUGCAAGCUUAUGUCGGCAACAUGACCGUCCGGUGCCGUGGGAGGAAGUUGUAAACAGGGCGAGAUACUGUCGACAAGGCUUACUUACCAUCCUGGACGAAACACCUGGCUUCGUAAAUGCUCGCCACGGGCACCUCUCGCACCUGAUUUGUGUGGAGUACCACAAGGAAAACUGCAUGAGGAAGUUAACUCGAUACUUCACUCCAGUAAGACGUUGCUGAUGAGAAACAUCCGUGGUAAACCAUUAUCAGAGCAUCUUAUGAUUGAUGACAUUCGCAAAUGGAAUUUACAUUUCUUCCAGGUGUUAUGAUAAUACUUUUUCAUAACAGUUGUUUGUAACAUUGUAGCAGAAGUUGUUUUAUAGAAACAUACAUAGUUGAGUCAAAGUAUUCAUAAUUGUUGUAAGUAAUUCAUUUCAUAUGUAAUACCAGUUGUAUAAAUAUUGUAUAUUAAAGACAAUAUUUUUAACGAC
This is a messenger RNA of Homalodisca vitripennis (glassy-winged sharpshooter), 587 nucleotides long. RefSeq lists its product as uncharacterized. The transcript has 2 exons. Bases 1 to 336 code for a protein of 111 amino acids. The record is from RefSeq and is a predicted model, not a curated record. Lineage: Eukaryota; Metazoa; Arthropoda; Insecta; Hemiptera; Cicadellidae.